Microthlaspi erraticum is the source of this 1323-nucleotide messenger RNA. The record is from the annotation of a GenBank genome assembly. Lineage: Eukaryota; Viridiplantae; Streptophyta; Magnoliopsida; Brassicales; Brassicaceae.
AUGGUCUCUACAUCUCCGGUUUCUCCUUCUAAGGAAAUCGAUCAGAAGUCCGACGAGAAAUGGACGGCUGGAGAUCCAUCACGGCCAGCGAAGUGGUGGUACUCCACCUUCCACACCGUCACUGCCAUGAUCGGCGCUGGAGUUCUCAGCCUCCCUUAUGCCAUGGCUUACCUUGGCUGGGGACCAGGGACAUUGAUGCUGGCCCUUACAUGGGGACUGACACUAAACACAAUGUGGCAAAUGGUGCAGCUCCAUGAGUGCGUACCGGGAACCCGGUUUGACCGGUAUAUCGAUCUAGGCCGGUACGCUUUCGGCCCGAAACUCGGCCCAUGGAUCGUCCUCCCGCAGCAGUUGAUCGUGCAGGUCGGCUGCAACAUCGUUUACAUGGUGACAGGUGGCAAGUGCUUGAAGCAGUUCGUGGAAAUCACGUGCUCAACAUGCACUCCCGUACGACAGUCGUACUGGAUCCUCGCCUUCGGUGGGGUCCACUUCCUCCUCUCUCAGCUCCCUAACUUCAACUCCGUCGCCGGCGUCUCCUUGGCCGCCGCCAUCAUGUCUCUCAGCUACUCGACGAUAGCGUGGGCAGGAAGUCUCUCACAUGGAAGGUUGGAUGACGUGAGUUACGAUUACAAGGCCAAGAAUCCAAGUGACUUCAUGUUCCGAGUCUUCAAUGCCUUAGGUCAGAUCUCAUUUGCUUUCGCGGGUCACGCCGUGGCUCUAGAGAUCCAAGCCACGAUGCCUUCGACUCCAGAGAGACCAUCAAAGGUGCCCAUGUGGCAAGGCGUGAUCGGCGCUUACUUGGUCAACGCCAUUUGCUAUUUCCCAGUGGCUCUAAUAUGCUAUUGGGCCUUUGGUCAAGACGUGGAAGACAAUGUGCUGAUGAAUCUACAAAGACCGGCUUGGCUUAUUGCUUCUGCUAAUCUCAUGGUUGUUGUCCACGUCAUCGGUAGCUACCAAGUGUUUGCUAUGCCUGUCUUUGAUCUUUUGGAGAGGAUGAUGGUUACUAGAUUCGGUUUUAAGAAUGGAGCCGCUCUCAGGUUUUUCACUCGAACUACUUAUGUUGCAUUUACAUUGUUUAUUGGAGUGUCUUUCCCAUUCUUUGGAGACCUUCUAGGGUUCUUUGGAGGAUUUGGCUUUGCACCCACUUCCUUCUUUCUCCCAAGUAUAAUGUGGCUUAUUAUCAAGAAACCAAAGAGAUUCAGCGUCACGUGGUUGGUCAAUUGGAUCUCCAUUAUCGUAGGUGUAUUUAUAAUGCUGGCGUCAACAAUCGGUGGACUAAGGAACAUCAUUGCGGAUUCUUCUACUUAUAGCUUCUACGCUUAA